Hermetia illucens (black soldier fly) is the source of this 916-nucleotide messenger RNA. RefSeq lists its product as uncharacterized. The coding region runs from base 392 to 727 and encodes 111 amino acids. NCBI's taxonomy places the organism in Eukaryota, Metazoa, Arthropoda, Insecta, Diptera, Stratiomyidae. The transcript is spliced from 2 exons. The record is from RefSeq and is a predicted model, not a curated record.
CAUGGCAACGCAUGUGAUGUCUAUUUUUCCAAACGGUUUGAGGACUAUUCAGUAUGUAUUGAAUAUUUGGACGAUGCGUUUCUAGAGUUGUGAUGUAGUGACCUUAAAAGCCUUUCAUCUAAUUUCCGGGAUAAUAUCCAAUUUGCAUUUUUUGACCUUCCGUGAGAUAAUGUGACAAACCGCAAAUCCUUUCUAAGUGUAUCAGUUAACAUCUAUUUAUGUGUAAUCUUCUGGCAAAUUGUAAACCUUCAUUUAAAGUAGACUUACAUCAAACUAAAUGUUAGUAUCAUCCUUUCCCCCACCGGGAUAGUGAUUGUUAUCUAGAUUUUUUGCUCCAGUUUUCCCUCUAACCCGUUUUCUGUUCUCCCGGAAAAGAUAGUUACAAAAGAACAUGUUUCGAUACACGCUGCCAAGUGGAACUAUUGUGUUUAGUGACUUGCCCCUCGGUAGAAAUACAGAAGGAUUACUAGCAGUUCCAGAGAAUGAAUUCCCGAUUGGGCCCUAUAUACAUCUUGUAUUCACAUUGAUCCUGUUUUUGUUCUUUCUCUUCUUCCGAUUGUUGAAGACUCAGAUCUCUCUAGCUGGUGGAUUUGGAACUUGGUGGAAUGAGAUACGUGGUAUACAACCUAGACCGGUACAUGUUGCCGAUGGAUCUCCGGAGUUCUAUGAUUGCUUUUGGCGUAGAUUUCGUCAGGAAAUUCGUCACGAACGUCGAAUAUGGAUGUAAUUUCGAACCCAGAAGGAAACAGAUAUGCAGAGAAAUGAGUUAAGCAUUGGAUUUCAAUAUUUUUUUAUGGUUCACUACACACAGACAAAAUUCACAAAUGUCGCUAAUACGCCGAAUUCUACAAAUAUAUAUUUUUGUAUCUAUCUAUGUUAAUUGAGAAUAAAUAAAUAUAUUUUGUAUCUUUCUUAA